This is a messenger RNA of Pimephales promelas (fathead minnow), 3409 nucleotides long. RefSeq names its product melanoma cell adhesion molecule b (gene mcamb). NCBI's taxonomy places the organism in Eukaryota, Metazoa, Chordata, Actinopteri, Cypriniformes, Leuciscidae. Gene Ontology annotation, cellular component: plasma membrane. The record is from RefSeq and is a predicted model, not a curated record. Gene Ontology annotation, molecular function: laminin receptor activity.
UAUAGGGCGCAGCCCACUAGGUUCCUCCCACUCAUCUCUCCGCACUUCACGAGCUCUCUGUGCAAACAUCUGCCCUCUCUGAUGAUCUACAGGACACUUCAGCUCUCCACCGCGCACAAACUCCUUACACCAAACCUCGGAUCAGCAAGACAUGACCCACCGUUAUAUCGUGCCCUUGGUCGUGGGACUGAUCGUCCUCGCGUGCAAAACAUGGGGCGAAGUGGAUGUGAGCACAGAAGACAGGGUGGAAGUAUAUUUAAAAGAACAGGCCAAGAUCCCCUGUAUAUACACUCUGAAAGAACCAGCAAUGAUGAUAGUCUGGUUUACGAAAUUGCCAGGCAAGGACCAAAGCAGGUUAAGAAUCUGCUACUAUGAAAAUCAGACUGAGAUCAUCGAAGAGGGCAGUGAUUAUGCCGGGAGGAUCCAAGUCAGUCACUCUCAUGACGCUCAGAGUGCUGUCGGAAGCGCCGUUCUGACCAUUGACAAGGUGGAACUGAGUGACCAGAGGGAGUUCAUCUGCAUGGUGCACAAUGUAUUAAAAGAGAGUGGUGAAGGACACACUCGUCUCCAAGUAUUCAACUCGCCAUCUCUGCCUGUGAUUGAACCUACACACACAGGGAUUUCUGUGACUGAUGAGGAGCCAUCAAAGGUUGCAAAUUGUAAAGUUGACAACGGGUAUCCUAGACCCAACAUCACAUGGUACAAGGACAGAUUUCCUCUCCAACCCUCAGAUGGUGAGAUAGAGAUCAAGGAGUCAGUGACAGUCAAAACCAGUGGCCUGGUCGCAGUUGAGAGUCAGCUUUUCAUGAAGGUCAUAAGGGAAGAUGAAGAUGCUGUUUUCUACUGUGAGGUCCAAUACUUUGUCCCUGGUGCAUCUAAAAUGGCAGAGUCCCAACCAAUCAAUAUCACAGUUUUUUACCCUACAACAGAGGUAACACUCUCCAUAAAUCCACCCGACAGGCUUAUAAAAGAAGGCGACAACGUGGAGAUCCAUUGUGAGGGAAAUGGAAAUCCUCAGCCCUUUUUAAGUUUAAGUUUCAAAAAUGAAGAGAUUGUGGGUGAAGAUAAUGGAAUACGGAUUCUGGAAAACGUCACGCGAUCAGACAGUGGGACGUAUGAGUGCUCAUCAUUUGACUUUGACACAGGCAGUGACGCUGAGGGCUCCAUCAAUAUCAAAGUACACUAUCUGGAUCAUAUUGUGGUGACACCAGAGGAGACAGUUCUGGACCAGAUGCAAGAUCUCACCUUAACCUGCAAUGCCUUGUCUUCUUUACCCACAUACACAACAUGGACUAAGGAUGGCUCGUCAGAAGUGGUAGAGAGGCAUGUUUUGGAGAUACACAAUGCCUCCUAUGACACCGCUGGGGUGUAUACAUGUGAAGUGAUGGUCCCUUCCCUGCCUGAGCUACGAGAACAGAAGUCUGUGCAAAUCAGUGUGCGAGGAAAGCCUAAGAUAGAAGUGGGUUCGACCAAUAAUGCGGACCGUCCUGUUAACCUGACCUGCCAUGCAGAAGGAUACCCAAUCCCCAAUAUCACCUGGACCCUCACUGACCGAUGGACUGGCAAGCCUGUCCCUGUGCUGAAUGUGGAGACCCAGAGUACAGACACUGGUGUUCUCAGCAUGAUCUCUGUCAAGGCCACGUCUGCACUCACAGCCAACUGCAGAGCCGACAAUGAGAUCGGGACAGACGAUGGUUCUCUCAGCAUUGACGCAAUUGCACGUGUGACAACGACAACCCAAGCCAUCAGCCCUAAAGCAACAGGAUUUACCAUUACACCAAAGCAGCCGGAGAAAGGUGGCAGUGGAGUAGUCAUCGCAGUCAUCAUCAUCUGCCUGCUCCUCAUAGCCAUACUGGGCAGUGUGCUCUACUUCCUCUACAAGAAAGGAAGGCUGCCCUGCGGACGCUCGGGAAAGCAGGAUUUCACGAAGGAAAAGGCCAGCAAGGAUGAUAUUGUGAUGGAGAUGAAGAGCGGUAAAUCUGAAGAGGCGGUGCUUCUACAGGGAGUCAACGGAGACAAAAAGUCACCUACUGAAUAGGUCAUUGCUUCUGAGCAAAGAUUCACAUUACUAGCUCUUUUACAGCCCUCUGAACUCAAAUCCAAUCUUAAACAAGACCAAAGAUUUGACGAAAACCUAAAAAACUUUCCUUUCAAUUAGAGUCAAAGACUGAAAACUACAUGGACAAGUGGAGAGACGCUAUAGCAGCCUCUGUCCUACAGCGCUCCGUCUCAGGGUCAAUCCCAACAUGAGUGCGCAAAGACCUCACAACAUGCCCACAUUUUCCCCUCUACUUGAAUUCCUAUUCAAUUCUACUUUUUUUGCCCAUGUUUUGUAUUUGACCUGCUAAUCUGAUUCAAAAUACAGCAAGCCGAUCCAAAAGAGCACCAAGUUCAUCAUGAACGACCACACUCCCGUAUUUACAAAUUGUACAUAUAUAUAUAUGAAAUACUGUAUAUAUUUAGCUAUUUAAAAUGCCUGAAACAACAUUUGAAAGAUUGUGCCUGGAUAUCGCUUUUUGAUAAUGCAAGUCCCAUUGUUUAGGGGCAUUUGACAAGUGCCGAAGAAUAGUUUUUUGCUAUGUGCUGUCAUUGUGUUUUGAACCUUCUCUCACCUCUGCCACAUCAUAGUCCAUGCACUGAAACUCUAAGAUCCGUCUUCAUCACUGUAAACAUUUUUCUGGAUCAGCGCUGAAAAAAUGCCCAAUGAUGAAGCUUGAGGGCAAUUUCUGGACAGAUACAUUUGUCAGGGAAAGUCUGACAUGUUUGACCUUUUUCUAAAUAUGUAAGCAAAAUGUUGGGUCCAUGACAUGCCAAUGUUUUUUAUUAUUAUUAGCUAUAUCAAAUUAAGUUCCUUAUGUUCACUGAGAGAGCUGAGUGAGUUACAUUCAUGCCAAAGUUUGAGCUAAAAAUGUCCCUAUGUCCUGAGAGAAAUGGAAGUUCCCUGCAGAGUUCAGCUGUAUUUUGCCAUUAUUUUUUACUGCAGUGACCUGCUGUCCUCAUCUUGCACUGAUUGUAAAUAUUAAAAGAAUUGCAUAACCAACUUUCCCAUUUUUUUAUUUUAGAGGGAAUAUUAAAAUGCAUGUGGAAGUCUUCAUUAAUUUAACACAUGGAGGGACAGUAGAAAAAAAAAUAUUUUUAUACUUAUUUUGGUCACAAAUUAGUAUUAUAUUAUUAAUUUUUUUUCUGAUUCAUAUUUUGAAGUUGUACCAAGGCAGGUAUCUUAAGAAGUAUGUACCCUGUACUGUAAGCAAAGCAGGCCCACAGGGUCUGUACAACAGUUAUGAUUCGUUUCAUUUCCUCUGGUAUGCUACUGUUGUUGUUUGUCAGUAGUAUUUUUGUUAAUACUUGUUUUUGAAUUUUCCUUAAAUUUCUAUUAAAAUGGCUGGUUUACUUGAGCCUUAAUUUUGUC